Molecule: messenger RNA, 2804 nt
Organism: Anopheles merus
Lineage: Eukaryota; Metazoa; Arthropoda; Insecta; Diptera; Culicidae
Gene: Ir87a
Exons: 1
Coding region: 111-2177 (688 amino acids)
Source: RefSeq, a predicted model, not a curated record
CCACACUGGUCGCUAAAUAAUUCACACCCUAAUGGGUCCCCAUGGGGCAGAUGCGCUUUUGUUUGUUGGUAGUGAUUUUGGGGUGACGUAUAAAUACAUUGUCCGGGACAAUGUCGCUGGGUCAAUCGGUUGGGUCAAUCGUUCCUGCUCGUCAGUUUGUUCGGCAGGUCGCAAUGUACCGGCAGGUGAGCGUUUGGACGCUACUGCUGACCGUGGUGCUGCGCCAGACCGCCGGGGACAUACCGGUGGACGAAGCGGAACACGAGCAGCUGCUCACGGUCGUGCCCUGCAUCAGGCGGCUGUGCGAGAAGUACUUUCGGUCGGAACGCGCCAUGAAGGGUUCGCUGGCCAUCAUCAACAUCAAGCCGGACGCGUCCACUUUCCAGCAGCACAUAUUGCGCUCGUUCAACGAGGACCCCCGGCACGAGAUGGGCGUGAUGGUGAAGGACGCUUCCCGGCCGCACCUGAACGCAUCGCACGUGACGGAGAAGGCCAAGAACUACCUGAUGCUGAUUGCCGACUCGUCGGCGCUGGCCGCCCCGAUCCGGCAGCUGCGCCGGCUGCCCACCUGGAACCCGCUGGCCCAGGUGGUGGUGGUGUUCACGGCCGAGCUGACGCCGCUCGUCUUCGAGAUCGAGGUGCGGAACGUGCUCCAGGAGCUGUUCGACCAUUCCGUGCUGAACGUGAACGUGAUGGUGCAGCGGUACAACACGUCCGUGCUAGAGGUGUGGACCUGGUUCCCGUACGAGAGUGGCAGCUGUGCUGACAACAUCGAGCGGUUGCGGCUGGUCGACGAGUGUGAGUAUGCGUUCCAGGAGCCGGACCCGGAGCGCAACGUGCGCGCCGCCUGGGUGUACCGCGAGCGGCACUACUUUUCCGACUAUGGGCCGAAGAUCCCGAAGUACUACCACUACUGCCCGCUCAAGGUGUCGACCAGCAUUUGGGAGCCGUUCGUCGUGGGCAACGCGAGCCACAUCGAGAAGGGGCUAGAGGUGCUAAUGCUGGACGUGAUCACGGCCCGGAUGCGCCUGGUACCGGUGUUUAGCGUGAUCGACGGCAGCCUCACGACGGCACGCAUCACGGCGGACAACCAGACGGGGCUGUACGCGGACGUGUUGCAGCGACGAACCGACCUAAUGAUUGGCGGGCUGCACGAAAACCCGAUCAGUCGGAAGCUGCUGUCGGCCACGAUACCGUACUUUCAGGACGAUCUUACCUGGUGCGUGCCGACCGCCCGACACGCACCCAAGUGGCUGAACGUGUUCAUCAUCUUCAACGUGUGGACGUGGCUGAUCGCGAUCGGGAUCAUCUUCGCGGCGGCCGGGCUGCUGUUCCGGUUCAACUACGUCGAGGGGUUGUACCGGGUGAACUACACCUGGAUGCUGCUCCAGUCGCUGGCGUUCUCGCUGAGCGUGUACGCGCACUACUGGCCGCGGCGCGUCUCCAUCCGGCUGUUCCUGAUCGGGUACAUGUUUUACGGACUGCACUGGAACGCGGCCUACCACAGCUUCCUGAUCUCGGUACUGACGCGCCCCCGGUACGAGCCGCAGAUUGCCACCGUCCAGCAGGCGAUCGAGGCCGGGUUUGGGUUUGCGGGUGCGGAAAACACGCUCGGCCACUUUGACAAACCGGACGGCGUGUCGCGCCACAUUGCCGCGCACUACGCGGUGUGCAGGAAUUUGGACGAGUGUCUGGGGCGGCUGCGCCGGGAGCGCACGGUUGCGAUCGCUAUGAGCCGGGCCCAUUCGAGCAACAGCCGGGCGAUCGGGGAGGCCGAGCUGUACUGCUUCUCGAAGGCGGAAAACAUCUACACCUACUCGGUGAGUAUGCUGGCGAAGAAGGACUUUCAUCUGCUGCCGAAGAUCAACGAGCUAAUACGGCGGAUCAGCGAGAGCGGGCUGCUGGGCAAGUGGCAGAAGGAGAGCGAAAAGAUCCGCAUCGAUCACGAUGAGGACGAGGGGGCGGGAGGCGAUGAAGGAGGGGGCAGCGGAGGGGAUGGUGAGAAAAGUGGAGAAGGACAGACGAUUCUGCGGCUGGAUCACAUCGAGGGCGCCUUUCUGCUCGGUGCCGCCGGACUGCUGCUCGCGCUGGCUGCGUUCAUCGGCGAGCUGCUGUACUACCGGGCGAAGCGGCGCUAUCGAUGGCGAGACAAUCUGGCCGAUCGGUAUCUUUUGUAGGGAGCGCGGAGGGUGGGGAUACAUGGAGGCUCAAAGCAGCAGGAACCGGCGUGUGCGCGGUCGGGCGCGUGCCAUGUGAAAGGAAGUUAGUGACCUUGUGCGGUGUGCGCUCUUGUAAGGAACUUGUAGUCAAGCCAUGGUGCGUUUGCCCGUCGAGAGGCUCGCGUGUGUGUUAGUGUUCUUUUUUUGCUGUUGUUGUUGUGUGUGUUACCAUUAUUCGGACGAAUGUUGUUCGGUGUGUGACGAGCAGCCAGGGGCGGAUGGGCGUGAGUACGAAUGAGUACACUUACAUUCCACCGGAAUGGGGGCGCACGCGCCCUGUCCGAAGGUCUUAAGACGGUUUCGAUUCGAUUGUCGGUCCGACAUUCGAGGCAUCAACUGCUAAACCUAUUUCCGACUGGCGUCUUACGGUGGCACGCAUUGUCAACGGGGUGGACCACUGGUGGUAGCAAUUAAGUGGCCCGGGCUGGGUUGAUUUCCGGCCCGGGUUGUGUCUCCCCCUCAAACGCGGAACGCACUCGAUUCCGCUCGAUAAGCACGCUGAGGAACAAAAUGAGUACUCAUGUUCGAGCUUGCUAGCGGCGAGUCAAUUCGAAACCGACCACCCGUCCCAUCCGUGUGGUCGGU